Messenger RNA from Nematolebias whitei (Rio pearlfish), 4743 nucleotides. It is a transcript of the gene col4a6, whose product is annotated as collagen, type IV, alpha 6. The record is from RefSeq and is a predicted model, not a curated record. Gene Ontology annotation, cellular component: collagen trimer; basement membrane. Gene Ontology annotation, molecular function: extracellular matrix structural constituent. NCBI's taxonomy places the organism in Eukaryota, Metazoa, Chordata, Actinopteri, Cyprinodontiformes, Rivulidae.
AUGGGCCACUCGAUUCACAAGGUUGACGUCAGCAAGCCUCUCAUCUACACAUCGCCAUACACACAGCCUGCCAUCUACCCUGGUUCUCCAGGGCUUCUUGGUGCAAUUGGUGAAAGUGGACCAGAAGGGCCACGCGGGGUGCCGGGGCCUCAAGGACCUAAAGGAGAAAAGGGCCACCUUGGAAUUAAAGGACCACCAGGGUCCAAAGGAGACAUAGGGCGGAUGGGAGUGCCGGGAUUUAAAGGAAGUGAUGGAGUUCCUGGUCACCCGGGUCAGCAGGGUAGUAGAGGACCACCGGGAAAGGACGGCUGUAAUGGGACGAGAGGGGAUCCUGGUCCUCCCGGCUUUGGAACAGGACUACCAGGGUUCCCUGGUUUUCAAGGGCCAAUUGGGCCAAAGGGUCAGAAAGGAGAGCCUGUAUACAUCUCGGAUAGUGGCGGUCCGGGUUUACCUGGUCCUCCAGCACCUGACGGCCUACCUGGUUUUAUAGGUCCUGACGGUCCACCUGGUUUCCCCGGUCUAAGAGGACCUGAUGGAUUUCCUGGCGAGAUGGGUUUUCCCGGACCCAGUGGUUCUCCAGGUGACGGGUCUCUAAGUGGCGAAAAACCUGUCACUAUCUACAAAGGAGAUAAGGGUGAUCCCGGUCCAAAGGGAAUCCAAGGUUACCCUGGAAAUCCUGGACCACUUGGACCUUUUGGUUUUCCUGGUGAAGUUGGAGAGAAGGGCAUUCUCGGAUAUCCCGGACCACGAGGGUUUUCAGGUUUUACCGGACCUCCCGGUAUUCCAGGAACACAGGGAAUGAGUGGUGACCCGGGUUAUAUUGGCCACCCAGGGUACAUAGGACCUAAGGGAGAGCAAGGUGACUUUGGACCCCCAGGACCUCCAGCUUAUGUCAGUGGCAUUGGCACUUCUGUCCAAGGACAUCCAGGGGAUGCGGGUUAUAGUGGUCUGCCGGGUAACCCUGGUGACAGAGGAUUUCCAGGAGAACCUGGACGUCUAGGCCCACCGGGUCGUUUUGUUAUAGGUUCUCCAGGAUCCCCUGGUUUUCCAGGUGGCAGAGGCCAAAAAGGUGAGAAGGGUAGCCCGGGCAUACAGAGCUAUGGCCCUGAAGGAUUCCCUGGCCCCCCUGGAUCCACUGGGCCUCCUGGACUUCCUGGACCUCCCGGCUCUUCUGAUUUUUCUAAUGAACUUCAAGGUCCUUCUGGACAACCUGGACUGCCUGGUCCCCGAGGAGAGCCAGGUUUCAUAGGGCACAAAGGCUAUAAAGGUGACUCUGGAGAUUGUGAUUGUGUAGGAGGAGGAAGCUCUGUGGCAUUGCCUGGACCACCUGGACCUCCAGGAGCCAAUGGCAGCCCAGGCCUCACCGGACGGACGGGUGAGCUUGGUUAUCCUGGUUCUCCUGGUUUUAAUGGUGCUCCGGGCCCUCGUGGUCGUCCUGGUGAGAGAGGCUUCUUCGGUCUGAAGGGAGAGAAGGGGGAACCGUACUAUCCCAGUGCAGGUUUUGGGGUGAAAGGAGAGCAAGGGGCCCCUGGACCCAGAGGACCCACAGGGGAAACAGGAAAACAGGGCAGAGAUGGUCGACCUGGCUUUCCUGGAGUCCAAGGGCUCCCGGGUGAUGGCGGUGUUGGCUCGAUUGGUGAGAAGGGUUUCCCAGGAUUCCCAGGAGUCAAAGGUCGACCCGGAGGCCCUGGUGAGCCCGGCGUUGGCUUCGCUGGUGCACCUGGACUUCGUGGAGAACCCGGAGAUCCUGGUAUCCAUGGAAUCCCAGGGGAACCAGGUCUACCUGGACCGAAGGGUGAAAACAGCUGUGGAGGGGUUAAUGGCACCGGAGAGGGAACGGGUGACAGGCUGCCAUGUACCAUACCUGGUGAAAUUGGAGAGUAUGGACUUCCUGGUUCUCCUGGACAACCAGGCUCUAAAGGUGAAAAAGGUUUCCCAGGAAGUCCUGGACGUCCAGGUUUUGACGGCACCAAAGGAGAGAGGGGAGAAUCUGGCUUUGGAGGCCAACCUGGAUCACAAGGUUUUCCUGGACCCAGAGGGGACCCUGGAAUUCCAGGUGUUCCAGGACAGAGUUUGGAUGGACCUAGGGGGAAGGAUGGUUUUCCAGGACUUCCUGGACCCAAAGGGCAACCUGGAGAGGUUCUUGGAGCCACUCCGGGAACUCCAGGACUGGAUGGCCGACCUGGAAUGGAUGGAAACAAGGGCCAGCCAGGGACACCAGGAUCACCUGGAGCUCCUGGUUUCAAUGGACCCUUCGGUUCUCCUGGUUUGAAGGGAGAGCGUGGCGUUGAUGGUUUACCAGGUAUUCCUGGUCUUCCUGGACUUCCAGGUGAGGCUAUCGGUGCCAUUCCCGGUCCGCCUGGACCUUCCGGAAGCAAAGGAUUGAUUGGACCUCCAGGCUGCCCAGGAUACCCUGGUGUGAAAGGAGGAAGAGGGGACCCAGGUUUCCCAGGACCUGCUGGAAUGAAAGGAACCCCAGGACUUACUGGCUUCACUGGAACACCAGGACUAGUGGGACCUCCUGGUCUUCCAGGACCAGGAACUAGAGAGGGCAACCCAGGAUUACCGGGAGUAAAGGAGAAAAGGGCCCUCAGUAAGCUACUAUCCACCAUGGACAAUGCUGAUCAUCCUCUGCACGGCACCAUCAUGAAGCAGAGGAGCUCCUUCAGUGGUAGACUGCUGUCCCAGCCCUGCUCAAUGGACAGAUUCAGGAAGUCCUUUGUCCCUCAAGCCAUCAGACUGUUCAGCUCCUUCCCGUACAGUCAACGAGGUUUGCCAGGACUGAUGGGCUUCCCUGGUCUACCUGGUCGCGCAGGACUUCCAGGAUUUUCUGGAGUGAAAGGACAGCCUGGCGUGCCUGGUAGAAAUGGAUCACCCGGGAGGUCUACAAUCUUCGGACCGAAAGGGGACAGAGGAUCUCCAGGUCCACCUGGCAUUCCUUCUCCAUCAGGGAUCUUGCAGAAAGGUGAUGGAGGAGAACCUGGUUUCGUAGGCCUUCAGGGCUUCACGGGACCCAGAGGUGACAAAGGUCUGCCGGGUCAGCCUGGUCGAGAAGGUCGGCCUGGUCUUCCUGGUUUUCCAGAUCAGAGUAAAGGACAGCCUGGAGUGCCAGGGUUCUCUGGGUUGCCUGGACUUCCAGGCUUCUCUGGACCAAAGGGAGACUUUGGAAUCAUGGGAUUUCCUGGCAUGCCAGGACCAACUGGGGAUGACGGUGCACCAGGGUUCCCUGGCAACCCUGGAGAACCUGGGCGACAUGGUCUCAAAGGUCCACCUGGAGAAGCUUUUGGUUUUCCUGGAACACCAGGACUUCAAGGCCAGCCUGGAGAUCCAGGUUUACCAGGUGCUCCAGGCAACGAGGGCAGGCCUGGGGACAGCGGCGUUCCAGGAAGUCAGGGUUACUUUGGAGCAAAAGGUGCUCCUGGCCAAAUCGGACGGACUGGACUAAUUGGCUCGCCUGGGUUCCCUGGGCAACGUGGUCAGCCAGGAUUCCCAGGGAGAAGAGGAUCAGAUGGGUUUCCCGGUCCAACUGGGACCCCUGGGGUUCCAGGGAUCAAAGGUCUUCCUGGAGCUUCUGGUUUGGAUGGACUUAAUGGCCUUGCUGGUCCCAUAGGGCUUCCAGGAACCAAAGGUGCAGUUAUAGGUGGUCGCCCUGGGGUUCCUGGUAGUCCUGGGUUGAAGGGAGAAAGAGGUGUGACCUACCCUGGAGUACCAGGGUUCCCUGGCUCAAAGGGACAGAAAGGAGAACCAGGUGUUCCUGGUCUAGCUGGGUUCUCUGGACUGCCUGGACCCCCUGGUAAACCAGCAGAGUCGUUCUUUCCUGGGCCUGCGGGAGACCCCGGCCUUCCUGGAUUGGAUGGAAAUCCUGGUUUUCAGGGUCCUCCAGGUCCUCCUGGACCACCUGGUCCAGGCACGCAACAGGGGGACACAGGUGAUCCAGGACUCCCAGGCUUCCCAGGAACCCCUGGUAUGAAGGGAGAGGCAGGAUUCCGUGGAAACCCUGGAAUCCCUGGAAACUCUGGUUUCAAAGGACCUCUUGGUGAGAGUGGUUUCGAUGGACGUCCUGGCAUCAAGGGUCAGCCUGGAGAACCAGGCAUCUCUGGAUUUAAAGGACGCCCAGGACAACAUGGUCCCAAGGGUGGUCCUGGCUUUCCAGGCAGCCUUGGCAGAAUUGGUUCAGCUGGACCUGCUGGGCCACUUGGUGAUGCUGGACCUCCUGGUUUCCCUGGACUGACUGGACAACAAGGCCCCCCAGGUGCAGCGGGCCGACCCGGUCUGCCCGGUGGUGUCGGCCGCAGCUUCAGCGUUGGCUACACUCUGGUGACGCACAGCCAGAACUCCCAGGUUCCCAUGUGUCCUCAGGGGAUGGCCAAACUGUGGGACGGAUACAGUCUGCUGUACGUGGAGGGACAGGAGAAGGCUCACAACCAAGACCUCGGUCAGCCAGGUUCAUGCCUCCAGAUGUUCAGCACCAUCCCCUUCCUCUACUGUAACCCCUCGGAGACGUGCUAUUACGCAAGCCGCAAUGACAAGUCCUACUGGCUCUCCACAUCUGAAUCCAUUCCCAUGAUGCCUGUGGCCGAGGAGAAUAUACGACCGUACAUCAGCAGGUGUUCAGUGUGCGAGGCUCCCUCUCAGGCGGUGGCGAUCCACAGUCAGGGCUCGUCCAUCCCCAUGUGUCCCCGCGGCUGGAGGAGUCUCUGGAUAGGAUACUCCUUCCUCAUGUGUUUCCUCUACAUGGACUGA